Molecule: messenger RNA, 2269 nt
Organism: Heterocephalus glaber (naked mole-rat)
Lineage: Eukaryota; Metazoa; Chordata; Mammalia; Rodentia; Bathyergidae
Gene: Rae1
Product: ribonucleic acid export 1
Molecular function (GO): protein binding
Source: RefSeq, a predicted model, not a curated record
GUGUCCUCGCCAGGCGGGAGGAGGAGCCUUUUUCAACGCCUUCCGGGCGACGCCGGAAGUGGUUUAAGGACACAUGCGCCCUGUUUCAGCGAGCAAGUGUGCAGGCUUCACCUUCCUCCGCCGCCUGCCCGCCGCGGCGCGCCCCGCAGAGCGAAAAUGAGUCUGUUCGGAACAACUUCUGGUUUUGGAACUGGUGGGACCAGCAUGUUUGGCAGCACAACCACAGAUAACCAUAAUCCUAUGAAGGAUAUUGAAGUGACAUCUUCUCCUGAUGACAGCAUCGGGUGUCUAUCAUUUAGCCCCCCAACCUUGCCGGGGAACUUUCUUGUUGCCGGAUCGUGGGCUAAUGAUGUUCGCUGCUGGGAAGUUCAGGACAAUGGGCAGACCAUUCCAAAAGCCCAGCAAAUGCACACUGGCCCCGUGCUUGACAUCUGCUGGAGUGAUGAUGGAAGCAAAGUAUUUACAGCAUCGUGUGACAAAACUGCCAAAAUGUGGGACCUCAACAGUAACCAAGCAAUCCAGAUAGCACAGCAUGAUGCACCUGUUAAAACCAUACAUUGGAUCAAAGCUCCAAACUACAGCUGUGUGAUGACCGGAAGCUGGGAUAAGACUCUGAAGUUUUGGGAUUCUCGGUCAUCAAACCCUAUGAUGGUCUUGCAGCUCCCGGAGAGGUGUUACUGUGCUGACGUGAUAUAUCCAAUGGCUGUAGUGGCAACAGCAGAGAGGGGCCUAAUCGUCUACCAGCUAGAAAAUCAGCCUUCGGAGUUCAGGAGGAUAGAGUCCCCGCUGAAGCACCAGCAUCGCUGUGUGGCUAUUUUUAAAGACAAACAGAACAAGCCGACUGGCUUCGCCCUGGGGAGCAUUGAGGGGAGAGUUGCUAUUCACUACAUCAACCCCCCAAACCCUGCCAAAGAUAAUUUCACCUUUAAAUGUCACCGAUCCAAUGGGACUAACACUUCAGCUCCCCAGGACAUCUACGCGGUAAACGGAAUCGCAUUCCACCCUGUUCAUGGCACCCUCGCAACCGUGGGCUCUGAUGGUCGGUUCAGCUUCUGGGACAAAGAUGCCCGAACAAAACUGAAGACUUCAGAACAGUUGGACCAGCCGAUAUCUGCGUGCUGCUUCAACCACAACGGCAACAUAUUCGCCUACGCGUCCAGCUACGACUGGUCCAAGGGACAUGAAUUUUAUAAUCCUCAGAAGAAAAAUUACAUUUUCCUGCGUAAUGCAGCCGAAGAACUAAAGCCCAGGAAUAAGAAGUAGCGGCCUGACUGGUGGGGUGUCGAGUGUACGACCACCCACGCUGCCUCAUCUCUAAGACUUUAGGCCCCAGCCGUCGGUGGCUCCAGCCAUGCACGGGAGGAAACGCUGUUGUCAUUGUUCAGCUGUUCAGUCCUUGGCCACUAGCCAGCUCCAUUCUGCUACCUGCUGCAGUUUUCCUGUGCCCUAAGGAAACCGAAAUUUCUACAGAAGUUGAUUCUGGCGGGCAGUGCCAGGUAUUGGCAGUGCCUUUGCUGGCAGUUUAUGUACUGGAGAGCAUUGGAAAACUGUCUGUGGGCCCUGACUGUAUUUUGUAAUAAAGUAUUUUGAAGACUGCCUAGUGGCUCCUCUGUUCUCUCCCGGUGCCCUGCCCCAUAGUCUCGGAAAUGGUCGUCCUGCUCAACUUUGGCUUUUGAAUUCAGACUUCAGACCCCUUUGGGGAUUGCAGAAAUCUUGCACCCUACGUAUGAAGGAAUCCUGAGUUGUGAUUUCUUCUGCCACAUGAGAUGUCUUGGCCCCUCCACGCUUUGGCAGGCAGAGCUUGAAGUGUUUUUCUUUUGCUUCCUGCUUCCCAGCCCUGCUGGCUGAUUUCCUAGUCCCUGAUAUGAGGACUGUUCCUCUCGCUGAGUGACAGGCCUUUUGCGGGCUCCCUCGCAGGCCCAGGCAGGUGAUAAUUACAUAGCCUUCACAUUAAGAACCCAGGCCUCCUGCAUGGGACUUGCUCUUGAACCCUAACCCCCAGAGUGGUCAUUUGGGAUGUUUCUUUUACUUCAUGUAAGUUAAAAUUCCUGGCCAUUGAGUAUCCAAGAUGAAACUCAACUUAGUGUUUGAAAUUUGGGUCUGUUGUAAUUUUACCCUCUGGUCCCAAAUGCUUCAUAUGCCUUAUUGUUUGGGGCUGGUUUGUAAAUUCCUAAUUUGGUGAAUGUGAAAAUCUGCUAUCAGUAAUAUUGUAAGCUAUGUUUGCCUACUCAUAAAAAAUGAUGAAAAUAAAAUCUGCUAGCUGACACUA